Messenger RNA from Komagataella phaffii GS115, 552 nucleotides. RefSeq lists its product as uncharacterized. Gene Ontology annotation, biological process: response to oxidative stress. Gene Ontology annotation, cellular component: nucleus. Lineage: Eukaryota; Fungi; Ascomycota; Pichiomycetes; Pichiales; Pichiaceae. The transcript has 2 exons. Bases 1 to 552 code for a protein of 183 amino acids. The record is from RefSeq and is a predicted model, not a curated record.
AUGUCUAAACUCAAGGAUAGCAUUAAAUCGCUCAAAUCCACAACCAGAGAAGAGCCUCCCGACUAUCAUCCGUUUGACCCGCCGUUGACAGGUCUCGAACUCAACGGGUACAAGAAUACCACCAAACAGAGACUUUUACACAAAGAAUUGGCAGAAGACUUACGGUUGCAUCUUCCAGCUAGAUUACAAGUCACACACAAUUGGAAUCUUCUCUAUUCUUUGGAGCAAGAUGGAAUAUCACUCAACACACUUUACAAGAAAAUGCGUCCCCUGCCGUCAGAAAUCAAUAAAAGGUACGGAUAUCUGUUGGUCAUCAGAGAUAGUCAUCACAAUGUUUUUGGCGCUUAUGUCAGCGACUACCUGAGGCCAAUUGAGAGGAAACAGUAUUACGGGAACGGCGAAUGUUUUCUUUGGAAAGCAGAGAAGGAUACUGUCCCAAAUCUGGUGGACCUGGGACGGCAAGAAGAGCUUGAUGUGCAAUAUCGGCUAAAGUGUCUCCAUUGGCAGUGGAGAUGGGAAAUUUGGUCUUUGGAUCGACGGCGACCUGGAUAA